AUGUUUGAAGGAAAGCUGGCCUCCCUCGGCUACCUCGAGCAUGUCUUCAGUGUUUCUCAAGAAGAAAAGUUCAACGAGGCGAAGCUCAACCCGGGCGAGAUGAUCGCUCACGUCUUUCAGGAGGCAAAGGUCAUCGGGCCCUACUCGCCGCUGGAGAAGCUGAAGAACAUGUUCACUCUCUUCGAUAGUCCGCAGUUUCACGCCGAUAUGCUCACCUUUGAUGGGGCCGUCAAAGAGGCCAUAGCUCUCUACAAGCCGGACCUCUUUUACGUGGACGGCAUGCCGAUGCCCGCCGUCUACUACUCGGGCUUGCCUUGGGUCGAUUCCAUUUCGCCGAAUCCGCUCUUUCACUACGAGGGCACUGAUCUUCCACCGGGUGGUUUGGGAUUAUCUGUAGAAGAAAGUGAUCAAGAUCGAAGCCAGUGGCCGGCCCUUGCCGAAAUCCGAGCGGCUGCCUUCAAGUCAAAGAGCUUCAACGACAUGAUCGAGAGCGCCGGUUAUGCUCGCUACCCAAACGAUUCUGUCCCUAAGAACUCCAUUCUGACGGUGUACGCCUGUCCGGAGGAGCUCAACUAUGGUCCGCUUCGGGCGCUGCCCUGGUUCAACCUGGAGGUCUUUAAUCUUCCAAAAGAUGGUGAUCGUAAGCCGCUCACAGAGCUGGGCGUUCCCCAGUCUUUUCUCUCUGACAACCUCGGCGGUCGUUUCAGUGGUCAUCUGAUCUAUGCCAGCUUAGGCAGUAUGGGCUCAGUCGACCUCGAUUUGAUGGAUCGGCUGCUCGGCGCUCUGUCCACCUCGCCCCACAAGUACAUCGUUUCAACGGGGCCCAGGCACGAGCAGCUAUUGGGUGGAAAGCCGUUGCCGGCAAACAUGUGGGGUGGUCCUUUUCUUCCCCAGACUUCCAUCAUUCCUAAUGUUGAAAUUGUGAUCACCCAUGGUGGAAACAAUUCGGUGACGGAAACCUUUGCCGCGGGCAAGCCCAUGCUUUGUCUCCCACUUUUCGGCGAUCAGUUUGACAAUGCACAGCGGCUGUUGGAGACGGGCUACGGCAGACGAAUCGAUCCGUACAAAUUUACCGACGAGCAGCUGAAGGAGGAAGUGGAUCGACUGCUCAACGACGAAGCUCUACGCAAAAGAUGCAAAGCAGCUGCAGAACGACUCAACUCGACAGAUCGUCAUGAGCAGCUGGCAAAGUUGCUCGAAGAGAAAGUUUUAGAAAAGAAAAAAGGGAACAGCAAUGAUCAACAACUAUAA
Rhagoletis zephyria (snowberry fruit fly) is the source of this 1251-nucleotide messenger RNA. The record is from RefSeq and is a predicted model, not a curated record. NCBI's taxonomy places the organism in Eukaryota, Metazoa, Arthropoda, Insecta, Diptera, Tephritidae.